This is a messenger RNA of Coffea eugenioides, 426 nucleotides long. RefSeq lists its product as uncharacterized. The transcript has a single exon. The record is from RefSeq and is a predicted model, not a curated record. Bases 1 to 426 code for a protein of 141 amino acids. NCBI's taxonomy places the organism in Eukaryota, Viridiplantae, Streptophyta, Magnoliopsida, Gentianales, Rubiaceae.
AUGCAAAUAGCCCCGAUUUCUCCAUAUAAGGGAGUUAGAUAUCAUCUUAGUGAGUGGUCUGCUACUGGGAACAAGCCUCAAAAUUUUAAAGAGUUAUUGAACCUUCGACAUUCAAUUGCUCGAAAUGUGAUUGAAAGGACAUUUGGUUUGUUCAAGAAGCGAUGGGCCAUUUUGAGAGAUGCAUAUUUUUUUGAUGUUAAGACUCAUGUCAUGACAAUUAAUGCAUGUGCCAUCCUUCAUAAUCUUAUUCGAGUAGAACAACCAAAUGAUCCUUACUUGGAUGAAGUUGAUGCUGAGAUGCAAAGAGUACAACAUGAGGUUGAUGAUGAAGAUGAAAUGGAAGAUGAAGAUGAGGAAGAUGGAAUGGAAGGUGAUGGUCCAAAUAAUGAUGGCGGCAUAAAUGCUAUUAAUGAGAAUCAAAUUUGA